Nothobranchius furzeri (turquoise killifish) is the source of this 11473-nucleotide messenger RNA. RefSeq names its product chromodomain helicase DNA binding protein 9 (gene chd9). Gene Ontology annotation, molecular function: ATP binding; ATP-dependent chromatin remodeler activity; protein binding. Lineage: Eukaryota; Metazoa; Chordata; Actinopteri; Cyprinodontiformes; Nothobranchiidae. The record is from RefSeq and is a predicted model, not a curated record.
CGACUUUCCAGCUGAUAUCGUGAUUUAAUCAGCCGGUCUCCGGGAUUAGUCGGCUCGCCGCGGGCGCCCACGAACCCGCGCGGCGCCAGCCGGUUUCUAAUUUCACACGGAUUCGCGAAACUUUGGCAAAUUGUGGCUUGUCCAAUCACAGACGGAGUCACUAAUAUGCAAAUGCGGAGUUAUCAGAGUCACGUCAGCAGCCGCUGCGCCGUGCUCGCCAGCAGGAGUACGACCAACAACACGGCUCCAACUUCACCGAUAACGCUCAGUCUGCGCGGACGCCCGGAGCCGCGCUGCGCGGCCGCUUCACGGUACAUAAUAUAAGAAGCAUGCUGUAGCCCUGUAGACGGCCUCAGUGGGACCAUCUUGGAUUCAGUGGCGUUUCCAAGGCUUCCGCCAACCUCUGAACUCAGCCAUGGACUUCUUUGAUGACACCAACCUCUUUGUUGGGGAUUUGGAAGGACUGGAGGAGGACGACUUCCCUUCGGGACCUUCACUUGUUGAUGAGUUAAACCUCAGUUCAGACUUUGAACCCCUCCCAGUAGCAUCACUUGGCCCAGGGAAACACCAAGACAUGAUGCCAACAGCCUCAUCCCAUCAAGUCAUGCCCUGUUACAAUCAGCCAAUGCCUCACUUCAUAGGCACCAAGGCACAGAAUCCUAUGGGGCAGGCGUUUUCUGGCUCCGGGAGCUCAGGCGCCAUUCCAGAGCAACAUGGCCAGUACCACAAUGCCGCUCUGAGCCAAGUCACCCAGUCCAACGGGUUGUUCUGCAACAACAGAAGUCCAAUGUGGGGCAAUCAUGACCAAAAUGGGAAUGCGUUCCACCCGUUGGCUCAACCGCAGCAACAGGUUUGUCAUCAGCAACUGCAUAGCCAGCAACUUCACGUGAGACAGCAUCCUCAGCAGCAGAGCCAUGCUCAUCAUCAUCCUCAUCAUCAUCAAGAAGAGCAACAGCACAGACUUCAGCAGCACCUGUUAAACCAGCACCAACAAAUUAGCACACCGGCAGUUUCCCUGCAGCAACAGCAGCAUCACAGUUUCACUUUUCACCAGAGGAGUCAAAACAACUGCCAGCAUCAGAUGCAGCCAUCUCACCCGCAGGUGCAGCAGCAGCUACCUGUAACCGAGACCCACUUUCAUUCCAGAGCUCUUCCGAGUAAGUCUUAUCUAGAAAGUCAGGGUAGGUACCAGUUGCUCAGGAGAGGUCAGGCCUUUUCUGCAUCAGGACUGGAAGACUCUCACCUGGCAUUCCCCAUGCAUUCAUCAUCUGUUGUUCACUCCCUGCCCACAUGCUCUGUUGGUUCUGCUAACGCCUACCAACCAGCCGAGUUCCCUGCCUACCCUGGCGAGCCAGAAAUACCCGGGCUCAGUCAGCAGUCGUUGUCUUCGACGUGUAGGCCUAUCGCAUCAGGGGCAGCAUGUCAGUUUCAGCCCUCGGCCCUCAUGAGUCAGUUGCACUCGAGAACAGCAGUUAGCCGAGCAGACGAGUGUCCCUUCAGAGCACUGCGCUCUUCUGGGGAAAUCCAGGGAAACUGCAAGUCAUCUGAGAUGCUUGAUAAACCAGUGAGUUGCUAUCCCAGCAUUGCUAAUCACCUGCCCUCUGAGCAGCCUCUGAGCUGCGGGGCAAUCAACACUAAUGGAUACCAAGCCUUUGGAGACAACUAUCUGUCGUCAGAGGCCCAGGAUGGAGACUUGGAAGGACUGGGGCCUCCUGACCUUUUGCCUGACCUGCUGCCUCAGCUGCAGGACGAUUGCAGGGAUCAGAACAAAUCCAGCUGUUCGUGGGUCGAUUCCAGCCUGAAGAGGGGGCUUGAGAAAAGCCAAGCGACUGCUGUUGAGACAAAGGAUGAAAAACCUCGAAAGAACGCCAAUGGUCCCGGUAGCCAGGUGCGGGUCCCCAGUCCCACGCUGAAGAGCAGCUCUUCAUCCUCCUCCUCCUCCUCAUCAUCCUCAUCUUCGUCCAGCUCCUCGUCAGAGAAAAGGGCGCCACGGAGGAAGCAGCAUCAGAUGGAGCCAAAUCUGCAGGAGAAGCAGGAGAAGGCCAACAGGAUUAUAUCGGAGGCUAUCGCUAAGGCCCAGCAGCGCGGGGAGAAGAACAUCCCACGGGUCAUGAGCCCAGAGAGCUUCCCCAGCUCCUCGGCCCAGCACAAGGCCCGUCGCCGUGAGCACAAAGGCAACGGCAAGACCCGGUCCAAGGAGAAGGCCUGCAUCGUACCCUCCUCCAAGCCCAAGCAAAAAUCCAAGAUCGGGAAAAUCGUCAUCAAGUUUGGAAAAAAGAAAAAACGGAAGCCGGAGUCUUCAGAGGAGGAGUCGGAUGGUGACACUCCCCUUCGUCACACAUUUAAGGAUGACGACUCGAAGAGGCGCUCCAACCGUCAGGUGAAGAGGAAGAAGUACGCUGAAGAGCUGGAGGCCAGGCUGUCGGACGACGACGUCAAGGUCAUCGUCAAAGCCAAGAAAUCCAACACAGGAGCAUCCAAGGACCCUGCUGUUCAGCUGUUUGUUGAGAAUCCGACUGAGGAAGAUGCAGCUGUUGUCGACAAAAUCAUGUCUUCCCGCAUCGUAAAGAAAGAGGCGUCUCCGGGGGUGAUGGUCGAAGUGGAGGAGUUCUUUGUAAAAUACAAAAAUUAUUCCUACCUUCACUGCGAGUGGGCCACAGAGCAGCACCUUGAGAAGGACAAGAGGAUUCAGCAGAAGAUCAAACGCUUCAAGAUGAAACAGGCACAGAGGGCACUCUUCUUCACAGAUAUGGAAGAGGAGCCGUUUAACCCGGACUACGUAGAGGUGGACAGGGUUCUAGAGGUAUCCUAUUGUGAGGAAAAAGACACAGGAGAGGAAGUGGUGUACUACCUGGUGAAGUGGUGCUCGCUGCCAUACGAGGACAGCACCUGGGAGUUGAAGGACGACGUCGAUCAGAGCAAGAUAGAGGAGUUUGAGCAGCUGCAGGCAGUGAAGCCAGACUCGCGCAGGGUGGAGCGACCUCCAGCCAACAUGUGGACGAAGAGGGAUCAGUCGAGGGAAUACCGGAACAGCAACACCCUCAGGGAUUACCAGCUGGAGGGGGUCAACUGGCUUCUGUUUAACUGGUAUAACAGGCGCAACUGCAUCCUGGCGGACGAGAUGGGCCUGGGAAAGACAAUCCAGUCCAUCACAUUCCUGGAGGAGAUCCAGCGCGUUGGCAUCAAGGGGCCCUUCCUCAUAAUUGCCCCCCUCUCCACCAUCGCCAACUGGGAGCGCGAGUUCCACACUUGGACCCACCUCAACGUCAUCGUCUACCACGGAAGCAUGGUCAGCAGGCAGAUGCUGCAGCAGUACGAGAUGUACUUCAGGGAUGCACAGGGUCGUGUGAUUCGUGGCGCCUACAAGUUCCAGGCCGUUAUCACCACGUUUGAGAUGAUCCUGGGCGGCUGCCCCGAGCUCAACGCCAUCGAAUGGCGCUGCACCAUCAUAGACGAGGCGCAUCGGCUCAAGAACAAGAACUGCAAGCUGCUGGAGGGCUUCAAGCUCAUGAACCUGGAGCACAAAGUUCUGCUGACGGGCACCCCUCUUCAGAACACGGUGGAGGAACUUUUCAGCCUCCUCCACUUCCUGGAGCCGGCGCGCUUCCCCUCGGAAAACAACUUCAUGCAGGAGUUUGGAGACCUCAAGACAGAAGAGCAGGUCCAGAAACUUCAGGCCAUCCUGAAGCCUAUGAUGCUGCGGCGUCUGAAGGAGGACGUGGAGAAGAAGCUGGCUCCUAAGGAGGAAACCAUCAUCGAGGUUGAGCUCACCAACAUCCAGAAGAAAUACUACCGCGCCAUCCUCGAGAAGAACUUCUCCUUCUUGGCUAAAGGAGCCGGUCAGUCCAAUAUGCCCAACCUGGUCAACACCAUGAUGGAGCUGAGGAAGUGCUGCAACCAUCCCUACCUCAUCAAAGGGGCAGAAGAGAAGAUUCUGGAGGAUUUCAGGGAAGUCCACAGUCCUGCUGCUGUUGACUUCCACCUGCAGGCGAUGGUGCAGUCCGCCGGGAAGUUGGUGCUUAUCGAUAAACUGCUGCCGAAGAUGAAGGCAGGAGGCCACAAGGUCCUCAUCUUCUCCCAAAUGGUGCGCUGUCUGGAUAUCCUGGAAGACUACCUGAUUCAGAAAAGGUACUUGUACGAGCGUAUUGAUGGACGUGUUCGCGGGAACCUGAGACAGGCUGCAAUAGACCGCUUCAGUAAACCCGACUCGGACCGCUUUGUGUUCCUGCUGUGCACGCGAGCCGGCGGCCUGGGAAUCAACCUGACCGCUGCAGACACCUGCAUCAUCUUCGACUCUGACUGGAACCCGCAGAACGACCUGCAGGCUCAGGCUCGCUGCCAUCGGAUCGGUCAGGACAAGGCGGUGAAGGUGUACCGCCUCAUCACCAGGAACUCGUACGAGCGGGAGAUGUUCGACCGCGCCAGCCUCAAGCUGGGCCUGGACAAGGCUGUGCUGCAGAGCAUGAGCGGUCGCGACAACAGCCUGGGAGGGGGCACCGGGGGAGGGGCUGCGCAGCAGCAGCUGUCCAAGAAGGAGGUGGAGGACCUGCUCCGACGCGGCGCCUACGGGGCCAUCAUGGACGAGGAGGACGAAGGGGCCAAAUUCUGUGAGGAGGACAUCGACCAGAUCCUGCAGCGCAGAACGAAGACCAUCACCAUCGAAUCCGAGGGACGAGGAUCCACUUUUGCCAAGGCCAGUUUUGUUGCAUCCGGAAACCGCACAGACAUCUCUCUGGAUGACCCCAACUUCUGGGACAAGUGGGCCAAAAAGGCUGACAUCGAUAUGGAAAUGGUCAACGGCAGAAACAGCCUGGUGAUCGACACUCCCCGUGUACGGAAGCAGACCCGGCCCUUCAGCGCCACCAAGGACGAGUUAGCCGAACUCUCAGAGGGUGAAAGCGAGAACGAUGAAACCAAGCCGAAGCUCAGGCGAAACGAACGCCUGAACAACUACGGUCGCACCGAGUGCUUCAGGGUGGAGAAGAACCUCCUGGUUUAUGGAUGGGGCCGCUGGAAGGAUAUUCUCAACCACGGCCGCUUCAAGAAGCAGCUAACGGAGUGGGAUGUAGAGUCCAUCUGCAGGGCCCUGCUGGCCUACUGCCUGGUCCAUUACCGUGGCGAUGACAAAAUCAAGAGCUUCAUGUGGGACCUCAUCGCUCCAACAGAGGACGGACGCACCAAGGAGCUGCAGAAUCACCUGGGCUUGUCGGCUCCAGUCCCUCGAGGCAGGAAGGGAAAGAAGAUGAAGACCCAGUCUAGUUCUUUUGACAUCCACAAGGCCGAGUGGCUCCGGAAGCAUAACCCCGAGCACAUGCUGCAGGACGACGGCUACAAGAAGCACCUGAAGCACCACUGCAACAAGGUGCUGCUCAGGGUCAGAAUGCUCUACUACCUGAAGCAGGAGGUGAUCGGAAGCCAGGCCCAGAAGGUUCUGGAUGGUGUCGAUUCCAGUGAGGUGAAGAUCUGGGUCCCGGACCCGGAUCACUCGGAGCUGCCGGCCCUGUGGUGGGAUGCAGUUGCUGAUAAAUGUCUGCUGCUCGGCGUCUUCAAACACGGUUAUGAGAAGUACAACACCAUCCGAGCGGACCCGACUCUGGUCUUCUUAGAUCGAGUGGGACGGCCGGACGAGAAGGCCAUCGCUGCCGAGCAGAGAGGCAACGAUUUCAUGGACGGGGAUGUGGACGAUCCGGAAUACAAACCCGCUCCGGCACUCAUAAAGGACGACAUGGAGGAUGACGCCUCCUCUCCUGGAGACUUGGUCGUCUCCGACAACGCCGGCGACGCGGCUCCAGUGACGGAAGGCCAGACCUCCUACUGGCCCUCCCCGUCCGUGCUGACGGCCAGACUCCGGCGACUGAUCACGGCCUCUCAGCGCUUCACGAAGACCCGGCAGAUCCUCCACAUCCACCAGGCUCAGUCUCACACCCAGCAGACCACCAUGCUGCCCGCGCCGCUCUAUCCGCUGCCCCCCACGCUCAACGACACCCUCAACCCCAAGAUGGCUGCAAAGAUCGAACGGCAGCAGCGGUGGACCAGGAGAGAGGAGGCCGACUUUUACCGGGUCGUUUCCACGUUUGGAGUCGUUUUCGACCCGAGCCUCGGCCGCUUCGACUGGACCAAGUUCCGGGCCAUGGCUCGGCUGCACAAGAAAACCGACGAGAGUCUGCAGAAGUACCUGUGCGCCUUCACCGCCAUGUGUAGGCGAGUGUGUCGCCUGCCGCCCAAAGAAGGAGACUCCUCAGUGGAUCCGUCUCUGACCAUCCAGCCAAUCACGGAGGAGCGAGCGUCUCGUACCCUUUACAGAGUCGAGCUGCUGCGCCAGGUGAGGGAGCAGGUGCUCCGACACCCGCUACUCUACGAACGCCUCCGGCUGUGCCAGAUGAGCUCGGACUUGCCUGUGUGGUGGGAGGUCGGGACUCACGACCGCGACCUGCUAAUCGGCGCCGCGAAGCACGGCGUGAGUCGUACCGAUUACCACAUCCUCCGAGAUCCGGACCUCAGCUUCAUGGCUGCCCAGCGGAACUACAGCCAGAUGAAAACGGCGGCGCCGCCGCAGCAACGCACAUCCACGCCACUCCUGCAGCCUCAGCACCAGGUGGCCAGCUCGCUGAUCACCGGCUCACCGCUGCCCCUGCCGGCCCAGAGGGAGGCUGACCCCUGUGGGGCUGAGCCCAAAGUGGAACCAGCCUCAGAGGAGGAGGAAGAGGCCAAACCGAAGCAGGGAGACAGCUGGAGCCCGCCUCGACCCCCAGCGACCCCCACGGGCCUGGAGAAGAAGCCGUUCCCCGCAACGAGCGACAGUGACAGGCAGAUGGUGGCGGCACGAACCAAACCGCUCACGCCAAACUCCUCAGAGAGGAAACCCAAGAAGGCCAGCAAGAGGGGCCGCAGGGAGGCCCGGAGGGGCUCCGAGUACAACUCAGACGGCUCCUCCUCAAGCUCUUCAUCCCGCUCCUCUUCAUCCUCAUCAUCAUCCUCUUCGUCAUCGUCGCGUACCGGGUCCAGCUCUUCGUCCUCAUCGUCUUCUUGCUCCUCCGGCUCCUCAUCUUCAUCGUCCUCCUCAUCCUCCUCUGAUGACAGUGAAAGCGAGGGCGAGGAAGCGAAGAAGAAAAUUCCCGUGGCGACGAGCGUCAAGGGCUUUGAUGAGGACAGCGUGGCGUCGCUGAGCACCAUGCAGGAUGAAACACAAGACGCCCACAUGGCUGAAAACGGCGUCACCAACAGCUCCUCCCACCCGUUCCAGGGAGGCGGGUACAUGAUGGCUGCGUCCUAUUGGCCGAAGGACCGUGUGAUCAUCAACCGCCUGGACAGCAUCUGCCAGGCGGUGCUGAAGGGCAAGUGGCCGGGCCCGCGUCGGGUCUACGAGCCCGGGGGCGCCGUGACCUCCUUCUACACCACCAAGCUGCUCGACAGCGCCAACAGCCUGAGCGAGGACCCCUCUGCCUCGCCACAGGGGUCAAAGGUGACCAAGCAUGUUGCAGAAAACAAGGAGUUCUCAGUAAAACUCAACGAUCAGGAGGGCGGGCUGAAGCUGACCUUCCAGAAGCAGGGUCUGCCUACGAAGAGGCCCCUGGAGUCUGAGGAAGGCCCCCAGGCCCAGCAGCAGUACCUGGCCCGGCUACACGAGCUGCAGAGCGCUUCAGACACGGGCCUAGCGGACAUCACCAAGCCUCAGAGCAGCUUCCAGACGGCUCCUCCACCUCUUUCUGGUCAGAGCAGACCGAAUGGAGCCCUGGACUUCCAGCCCAUCGCUAAGAAGCGACGAGGGAGGAGGAAAAAUGUGGAAGGGAUGGACCUGCUCUUCAUGAACAAGAAUCAGGUGUCAGUUGCUCCCAGUCAGGCACCUUCAGGGUGGGGGGGGAUUGGUCAGGUGGGCAUGCCUGGAGCUGCUGUGCCAGGCUGCAGUCAGAGCGUCACUCCGAUCCUCGUAGAAACGGAGACCAGGGUCCCCGUGAUCAACCUGAAAGACGGCACCCGGCUUGCGGGAGACGACGCCCCCAUGAGGAAAGAGCUGGAGCAGUGGCUGAAGGAGCAUCCCGGCUUUGUGGCAGACACGGGAGCCUUCAUCCCCGGAGUAAAUAAGAUGCAAAUGCAGUUCCACUUCCAGGACGGUCGGCCCAAACAAAAACGGCACCGCUGCAGAAACCCAAACAAGAUCGAUGUCAACAGUCUGACGGGAGAGGAGAGGGUCCAGAUAAUCAACCGCAGAAACGCCCGCAAGAUCGGUGGAGCCUUUGCUCCUCCUCUCAAAGAUCUGUGCCGGUUCCUUCAGGAGAACCCGGAGUACGGGGUCCCGCCUGAGUGGGCCGACGUGGUCAAACAGUCGGGUUACCUCCCAGAGAGCAUGUUCGACCGGAUUCUGACCGGACCAAUCGUCCCUGAGGAGGUGAGCCGACGUGGGCGUCGACCAAAGAAUCCCCUGGCGAAGGUGGCUGCAGCUGCGGCGGCGCCCAACCCGGCGGCCACCGGUCUGGGUUUGAACCCUCUGGCGACGAACGGCCUCCUCUCUGGAAUGGACCUCUCCAGUCUCCAGGCCUUCCAGCAGAACCUGCAGAGUUUUCAGUCCCUGCAGCUCACCGCUGGCCUGAUGGGUCUGCCGUCAGACGCCAGCAACCUGGCCGCCAGCAACUUGGCUGCAAUGUUUCCCAUGAUGCUCUCUGGCAUGACCGGAUUGCCAAACCUGCUCGGUAUGAGCAGCUUGCUUGGGAAGACGACUCAGGAAGGCGCCGGAGGCUCUGAGGAAACGACAAAGGGAACCGGAGAGCCACCGGCUGCUCCGCCUCACACUUCAGACGCUAAAGGAGAAAGGACAGAGGGCUUAAACACGACUCCUUCCUCCACUUCCAGCUGUGCUUCCUCCACCACCUCCACACAAAGUGCUUCAGCUGCUCCUGCAGCCUCCGGUCACUCACUCACUCUUAACCCCUUGUUAAUUUCCAGUAUGCUGUAUCCAGGGAUGCUUCUCACUCCAGGCCUUAACCUACCCGUGUCCGCCACGCAGCUCCAGAGCUCAAACAGUGACCCCUCCAGCCUCCCGCCCGCUGCUCCCCCCGCAGCCUCCCCGUCGUCGUCAAAGGAGAAGCAGCAGCCGCGGGAGAGGGACGGAGAGGAGGACGAGACGCCGGAGGAGGCUGGAGACGAAGAGGACGAGGAGGAGAGGGCGGAACAAAAAGAAAACAGUGGUCCUGAAAGUUCAACAAAAGCCGACUCUUCCUCGUCGGACUCUGGGAGCAGCUCCUCAUCCUCCGACGAUUCGGACUCCAGCGACGAGGACUGAACCUUUUUGAUUAUAGAGUUAUGAAUUUAUUUAUGUAUCGCCUAGAAAUGUAAACAUUUAUUCACAUAUAUAUAAAAAUGGAUUUUUUUCAGCACUUACGUUGCGAUUUCCUUCACGUGUAAAUACGGAGCGACCCUGCUGUGUAAGGACUGUGAGAACAGGAGCAGCUCACUUUAGGAGGACUGAAAUAAGAUGUGUUUGUUCACGAGGUACCGUGGUGUUUCAGACGCGCUGCAUGUCACGCCGUGUGAGCUUGUACCACCCAGUUCUGUACAGCUGAAACGACAAAGGCAUUAUUGUAAUUAUGUCAGGAUUAAUUUUAUUAAAAACACAGUGAAACUACAGAAACACGCUCGCUUAGCAGUACGAUUAAUAUAUUUUGAUUGUGAGGGGAUGAACACUUGACUUGUAAAUAGCCAGUACCUUUGCAGGUUUGUUGACGCGUGUGCUUUGCAGAUCGUAUGUUGGCAUCGUCAGCAAUAACCUGGGCAGCUAAUGAAUGUCACUGAAGCUGUAGAUUCUCUCGCCUGCCGUGUUUCCACCCCAGAGCACAACAUGUACAGACUCGAACCUGGCGCCUUCACCCUAAGAGCUCCUUCGAUGUCCCUCUCCGGCGUGGAGACGCAAGUUUGUAUUUUUUUUUGGUCCGAAGUCGGCAUUACAACAAAACGAGCCGCCGCGCGUUCAUCCGAGUUCCCCAAAGACGGCGUAAACGUUCACCCGUUCGUCUGUUGUGAUUUAAAAAGAAAACAACCUGCUACCGUGUGCCAAACACACUGCCCUUUGACCUCUCCAGGUCCCGACAGUGUUGUAAAUAUCCCGUCAGUUUGACCGCAUUCAUGCAUCUUUACCUCAACUCUGCUUAACGGAUUUGCUUCACUGUGCAAAUGUUCAUGUGCACGGGUGUCUGUUAUCUGUCCACAUUUACAUCACACUGGUGUGUGUGUGUGUGCGUGUGUGUGUGCGAGACUGAGUGAAGGUCGGAUGUCUGCCGGAGCUACGAGCAUCUCAUCGUAACUUUGUGGUGUUUUUAGUAUUAGAGUCGCGUCGGGAAGGGCUCGAUCGUUUCAGCUGGCGUUGCUGAGAGUCUGCGGCUCUCUCCUCACGUCGUUUCCCUUCAGCCGCCGCCGCCCUGUUCUGCUGACAAACGGAGCUUCAGCUAGAUGUAGAAGUGCCCUUAUCCUGCACCUCGUUCAGCCGCUCGCUGUCUGUGCGUCUGACGCUUCGUUCAGCAUCCGUGCACAUGUCCGUUUGGGAGCCGUAGCCAGGACACAAACACUGGACCGCACUCGAGUAGAAGUACGUUUUCUUGUAAUCCUACACGGUGGACUGUUAAGUAUUUCUGGGUCGUCGCUGUUGGGGCCCGCUGAGUAAACUGUUAACUAAUCUGUAGCAUCUCUCUCUGGUGGGUUAACCGAGGGGAACGAGCUGAACACUGAAGACACGUGUUUUCUGAUGUUGUUUGAAGUGUUUUUCCUUGUAUGCCUGUUCUAAAUAGACCUCGUUAUGGGUUUGCUUUCAAUGCAACAGCAUUUUUUAUGGUUAUUACUAACAGUGCGGUAUUUUUGUAUGUAUGAACGAUGGACAUAUACACACCACUGUCAUUUUUGUAUUUCUGCACCUCUGCCGUCUUUGAACUCGUAGUGCCCUUACGCAAACCCAGCUGCUGGACGCGACGAUGCGUUGCCCCUCAGUGAUGGAUCGGUGGAUUGACUUGUGCCGAAGCUCACUAGGACGCACGAGGGGAAAGGAAGUCAUGUUGGAAAUGGUUUUAUUUUAUUUUUUCAUUCCCUGUGUUUUUUUUUCUCCCUCCCCACAAGGUUCCACUGUACAAGAACUCCAGAUCGCACGUUUGCUUUGCUGGAUCGGGUCUGAGGAACGACUAAACACACAACUGCUGUACGAGGAGGAGUUCUCCGUUUCCACUUGUAACCACUGAGAGGACGGGGCCAGCAACUGGGCUUUUGUUUCCAAGUUUCAGCUACUUUAAGUGUCACCUUGGUCAGUUUUGUUAUUUUUUCUCCAUUAGACAGUUAUUCUUGCAAGAUGUGGUCCGUGUAGUCGAAAUAAUUAAUGUAGUGCAGGAAUAUGCGUCUGUCAUUUGUAAUUUAUUGGAUUACUUUCUAUAAAGUUCUAUAGACGAAAUUGAAGUUUAAUUAUUUUUAUUAAACAUAUUCUUCUGACUAUUACAAACAA